AUGAGAUUAGUGCCUAUACUCUCUCUAUAAAUAAAGUACAAUAUUGAAACAACACCAACUAUUUAAUUCAAAAUUUGAUUUUAUUUAUUUAUGGCAUUCAAUUCAAACAAAUGAGGUAUGUGUGAUGUGUCAGUCUGGUUUUAAUUCACCGCGUCUUCUUCUUCUUAGCUGUGUCAAACCGCUGUUUUGCUCAAACCCAAUCUUGCUCACUUAGGUCCUUUGUCUUCUUCCUCCCACCGCUUCUGAAAGUAGAAAAGAUUCUCCUUUUCUUCACUUCCAAUAUCCUUCGCCUCCUUCCGCACUUUGGGUCUCUCAUACUUCCAUCAUUAUUCCGUUAAUACGGUCACAAAGAAAAUACCCAUUUUUUAAAGAACGAGAAAUCCAAGCGAUAAAAACCAAUUUUUCUUGCUUUUCAUGCUUCGUUGACCAUGCUCGUCAUUCUGAGCUCCACAGUAAAAGAAAGAAAGUACAAAAUGGCUCUAAAAGGCUUUUUGCAAGAAAGUUUGAGGAACUGAAGAAAAAGAGAAGAUAAAGAGAACUCUUUUGAGGAAAUCUAUAAAGUUCUGAAAUAGGGUUGUCUCUUCUUAUCUGGGUAAAUGGGGCAGGAAGAAAAGCACCAGAACCAGUACCAGAACAAGAAGAAAAACAAGGAGGAAAAGAGCGCGCCUUCUGUUUGGUUUACUUUAAAGAAAUCUCUGCAUUGUAAGUCAGAGGUAUCAGAAGUUCAUGUUCCGAAGAGCAAGAAAUGUGAGUUGAGCUCAAUCUUGCCCAAGAAAUCCAGUAGGAGGUCUGGGUGUUCAAGGUCCAUAGCAAACCUCAAAGAUGUCAUCCAUGGAAGAGAGAGAGACAUGGGGAACCCACCCAGUUGCAGCCCAAGAUCCAUAGGAAGCAGUGAGUUUCUCAACCCAAUCACACAUGAGGUCAUUCUCAGCAACUCCAGGUGUGAGCUCAAAAUCACAAGCUUCAGUGGGUCCCACGACGGAAGAGACAGCGGCGGGAAUGGUUCAGGGUCACUUGUUGGCACUCUUCUACGACCAGGAACACCUGGCCCCGGAGGAGGACACUACUUCAGCUCUUCCUACAGAAACCAAGCAGCAACUCUCCCAAGAGGGACCCUUUCUCCUCUUAUGGGAGAAAAAGAUGCCUCAGCGAGUGUGGUGGUUAACAAUGGCUUUCCUUCAAAACGCAGGGCUUCUUCCACUGACAUCAAUGGCCGCUCUUCACCGUUCAUAUGUCACAAGUGCGGUGAUGAGCAGUUUGGAAAGUGGGAAGCUUUUGAAGCACACCAUCUCUCCAAACACGCUGUGACUGAACUUUUGGAGGGUGACUCCUCAAGGAAAAUAGUGGAGAUAAUCUGUCGGUCAAGCUGGAUAAAAUCAGAGAGCCAAUGUGGCCGAAUUGAAAGGGUGUUGAAAGUUCACAACACACAGAAGACUCUAGCAAGGUUUGAAGAAUAUAGGGAGAUGGUGAAGGUGAAGGCUGGAAAACUCCCCAAGAAACACCCGCGAUGUCUUGCAGAUGGAAAUGAGCUAUUAAGGUUCUACGGCACAACUGUCGCAUGCUGUCUUGGCAUGAAUGGAUCAUGCAGUCUCUGUGGGUCGGAUAGGUGUUGUGUUUGUCGGAUCAUAAGGAACGGGUUUUCCACUAAGAAGGAAUUCAAGGGCGGGAUCGGCGUUUUCACGACUUCCACGAGUGGAAGAGCCUUUGAGUGUAUAGAAAUGGACGAGGAUGACCCGUCCCAAAGAAGAGUCUUGUUGGUCUGCAGAGUGAUUGCAGGUCGAGUGCAUAGGCCUUUGGAGAACAUACAAGAAAUCGCUAGCCAAACAGGGUUUGAUUCAUUGGCUGGGAAAGUAGGCCUGCAUUCAAAUGUGGAGGAGCUCUACUUGCUUAAUCCCAAAGCUUUACUUCCAUGUUUUGUAGUGAUCUGCAAAUCCUGAAGGGAUGCAAUAACAUACUCAAUGCUAUCCACUUUCUGCUUCUAAAGUAGUUUGAGGUUCAGUAUAGUUUUAUUUAGCAUCUGCAACAUUGGUAUUUUCAAGGUUAAUGAUUGGUGCCUUCUGCAAUUACACUUGCACCACCUACAACGAAAAGCUCUUUGCAUUAUUUGUUGUGUAAUUGUUAAUUAGUACUAUGUUUAUUGAAGGAAUUGUCAAUAUAUUGAUUUUCUUGAAGAGAUGCUAAAUCUUUUUGAAGUUCAGAUUUAUACAAAAUUUUCCCA
Messenger RNA from Cuscuta europaea, 2218 nucleotides. Lineage: Eukaryota; Viridiplantae; Streptophyta; Magnoliopsida; Solanales; Convolvulaceae. The record is from the annotation of a GenBank genome assembly.